AUGUACAGGAGGAAUGGGCUUCCUGCCAACGUCAGCAUCACCUCCGCCACUUCCCAGGAUAGUACCAGCUCAGAUUCCCUGGAUGGGCGUAGUUUGGACUCGGCUAAGAGCUAUGACGCUGUAGUGUUUGAUGUGCUCAGAGUAACACCCGAUGAGUUUGCUAGCCAGAUUACUCUGAUGGAUGCUCCUGUAUUUAAAGCAAUUCAGCCUGAGGAGCUGGCCAGCUGUGGAUGGAAUAAGAAAGAGAAGCAUAGUCUUGCGCCCAACGUUGUGGCUUUCACACGGAGGUUCAACCAGGUCAGCUUCUGGGUGGUGAGAGAGAUUCUGACCGUUCAAACCUUGAAGAUCAGAGCAGAAAUCUUGAGUCAUUUUGUGAAAAUAGCAAAGAAACUGCUUGAGCUGAACAACUUGCAUUCUCUUGUGUCUGUGGUGUCGGCCCUACAGAGUGCUCCCAUCUUCAGACUCAGCAAGACCUGGGCGCUGAUCAGUCGAAAGGACAAGGCUACCCUUGAGAAGCUAGACUUCCUGACCUCCAAGGAGGAGAACUACACCCGCAUGAGAGAGUACAUCAGGUCACUAAAGAUGGCCCCGUGUGUUCCUUACCUGGGGAUGUACUUAUUUGACAUGACCUACAUUGACUCUGCAUACCCAGCCUCUGACAGCAUCAUAGAGACCGAACAGAGGACCAAUCAGAUGAAUAAUCUUCUCCGAGUCAUCUCUGAUCUACAGGUGUCCUGUAACUAUGACCAUUUGGUUACCCUACCACAUGUGCAAAAAUACUUGAUGUCUGUGCGCUACAUUGAGGAACUCCAGAAAUUUGUGGAGGAUGACAACUAUACGUUGUCUCUAAAAAUUGAGCCAGGAAACAGCUCACCACGUCUUGUGUCCUCCAAAGAAGACCUGGGAGGACCAUCAGAGGUUUCAACGUCAGUGAGAUAUAACCGCCGGCCCACCUGCCCUGACACGUCUGUGGGAGUCCACCUACCCACCCCACCUCUGGCCCGCCACCGCAAAAGUCACAGCCUGGGAAAUACAUUGAUGUGUACAUACAGUGAGGCAGAGAAUAAGAGUACAACUGUCACUACAGAAAAACCUCGUCACCUUCUGGACGACAGCUUCUUAGAGUCCCAUAGCCCUCUCAGAAACCACACUCAUGAUUCUGUCUUCACCAAAGGCUUUUCAUUUGGCAGUGGAGAGAGUUCACUGAGUGAUGAUCUGUGUUCUCCUGUUGAGAGGGGCAGAAUGUAUGCCACUCUAGGACCAAACUGGCGUGUCCCUGUUCGUAAUUCCCCAAGAGGUCAAAGUUACCUCUACAGUCUCUCAGGGUCAUGUUCUAACUACGAGUGCAGCUCUCUGGGUGGCAUUACAAUAGAGGGACCCUUGAGAAGAAAGACUCUAAUGAAAGAAGGCAGGAAACCAACGUUAUCGUGCUGGACUCGAUACUGGGUGGUGCUGUCUGGCUCUACUCUCAUCUAUUUUGGGUCCAAAGCCCUGCGAGCAAAUGAGAGGAGACACUACAAGUCCACACCUUGUAAAAAGAUCGCACUGACUGGCUGGAUGGCGGCACUGCCCGACGACCCAGAACACCCCACCAUUUUCCAGCUGAGUAAUCCUGAUAAAGGUAAUGUUUACAAGUUUCAGACUGGCUCACGGUUCUCUGCAAUAAUCUGGCAUAAGCAUUUGGUGGAGGCCUGCAGGAGCAGGAGACCGCAGAUACCGGCCAACCUCAUGUCCUUUGAGUAG
Messenger RNA from Chanos chanos (milkfish), 1743 nucleotides. It is a transcript of the gene ralgps1, whose product is annotated as Ral GEF with PH domain and SH3 binding motif 1. Gene Ontology annotation, molecular function: guanyl-nucleotide exchange factor activity. The record is from RefSeq and is a predicted model, not a curated record. The transcript has 19 exons. Gene Ontology annotation, biological process: Ras protein signal transduction. Gene Ontology annotation, cellular component: plasma membrane. The coding region runs from base 1 to 1743 and encodes 580 amino acids. Lineage: Eukaryota; Metazoa; Chordata; Actinopteri; Gonorynchiformes; Chanidae.